AUGGACGGAAGCGGAGAUCCCGAAAGGCAACAGGCCCUGGAGCAGUACAAGAACAAACUACUGGAAUCACGAGAAUGGGAGGCCAAGCUCAAAGCCCUGCGGAUGGACAUCAAAGGCCUGCAGCAAGAAUUCGAGCUCACAGAGGAAAACAUCAAAGCGUUACAAAGCGUCGGUCAGAUUAUCGGCGAAGUGCUGAAACAACUGGACGAAGAGAGAUUCAUUGUCAAGGCUUCCUCGGGCCCCAGAUACGUCGUGGGCUGCCGGUCCAAAGUCGACAAGAGCAAACUGAAACAAGGCACGCGAGUGGCGCUGGACAUGACAACUCUCACAAUCAUGCGCAUGCUUCCUCGAGAAGUCGACCCUCUCGUCUACAACAUGUCGCUGGAAGAUCCAGGACAGGUAUCCUUUGCCGGUAUCGGUGGUCUCAAUGAACAGAUUCGAGAGCUGCGGGAAGUCAUUGAACUUCCCCUCAAGAACCCCGAGCUUUUCGUCCGAGUCGGCAUCAAGCCUCCUAAAGGUGUCUUACUCUAUGGACCUCCAGGAACUGGAAAGACCUUGUUGGCCAGGGCUGUUGCGAGCAGUCUCGACACAAACUUCCUCAAAGUGGUGUCCUCAGCUAUUGUUGACAAGUACAUUGGCGAAUCCGCCCGAUUGAUCCGAGAAAUGUUUGGCUAUGCAAAAGAACAUGAACCUUGUAUCAUUUUCAUGGAUGAAAUCGACGCCAUCGGAGGUCGACGAUUUAGCGAAGGCACGUCGGCCGAUCGGGAGAUUCAGAGAACACUCAUGGAGCUCUUGAAUCAAUUAGAUGGAUUCGACUACCUGGGGAAGACCAAAAUCAUCAUGGCCACCAACCGACCCGACACACUAGACCCGGCACUGCUGCGAGCAGGUCGACUGGACCGGAAGAUCGAGAUCCCGCUGCCCAACGAGGUGGGCAGAUUAGAGAUUUUGAAGAUCCAUGCCGCAGGUGUGGUGACCGAAGGCAACAUUGAUUUCGAGAGUGUGGUCAAGAUGAGCGAUGGCCUCAACGGAGCUGACUUGCGAAAUGUGGUUACCGAAGCCGGCCUCUUCGCAAUCAAGGAUUACCGGGAUGCAGUUAAUCAGGAUGACUUCAACAAGGCGGUGCGAAAGGUGGCAGAGUCUAAGAAGCUGGAGGGCAAGCUGGAGUACCAAAAACUGUAG
This is a messenger RNA of Capronia epimyces CBS 606.96, 1182 nucleotides long. Its product is annotated as 26S protease subunit rpt4. Gene Ontology annotation, molecular function: ATP hydrolysis activity; proteasome-activating activity; ATP binding. The record is from RefSeq and is a predicted model, not a curated record. Lineage: Eukaryota; Fungi; Ascomycota; Eurotiomycetes; Chaetothyriales; Herpotrichiellaceae. The transcript has 3 exons. Gene Ontology annotation, biological process: positive regulation of RNA polymerase II transcription preinitiation complex assembly. Gene Ontology annotation, cellular component: proteasome regulatory particle, base subcomplex; cytosolic proteasome complex. The coding region runs from base 1 to 1182 and encodes 393 amino acids.